AUGGAGGUUGAUAACACAGAGGAGAACCCACCGACAGAUGCUAAAGAAGCCGACAAUAAAAAGCAGAGCAGUUAUGAAGUACCAUGGGUUGAAAAGUACCGGCCAAUAAAAUUGCAGGAUAUUGUAGGUAACGAAGAAACCGUCAGCAGGCUUGGGGUGUUUGCCAGGGAAGGCAAUGUGCCGAACAUCAUUAUUGCAGGUCCCCCAGGUACCGGAAAAACUACCAGCAUCCUGUGUCUGGCCAGAGCUCUGCUGGGGUCGUCUUUCAAAGAUGCCGUCCUGGAGUUGAACGCUUCCAAUGAAAGAGGAAUUGAUGUUGUGAGAAACCGCAUCAAGAUGUUUGCCCAACAGAAAGUCACCCUGCCCAAGGGGAGGCAUAAAAUUAUCAUUCUGGAUGAGGCGGACAGCAUGACCGACGGAGCUCAGCAAGCACUGAGGAGGACCAUGGAGAUUUUCUCAAAGACGACCCGCUUUGCCUUGGCCUGCAAUUCUUCUGAAAAAAUUAUUGGCUCUAGUCUUUUCUUAUGUUCCCCCCACAGCCUUUCUUAUACAUUCUCAUCUCUUAUGUGUGCAAUUCUGCGAUUAAAUGGUUUGUUCAGUACAAG
Candidula unifasciata is the source of this 605-nucleotide messenger RNA. The record is from the annotation of a GenBank genome assembly. Lineage: Eukaryota; Metazoa; Mollusca; Gastropoda; Stylommatophora; Geomitridae.